AUGGACAAGAAAGAUGAUGGUGCUAAAUCUGGUAAUGUAGCACAAUCCGGUUGCACUGGAUCUGUUACGGGGAAUAUGGUGGCGCCAGGGACUGGAGGUGCAGUUCAGAUACCUCGGGAUGCUUUUGAAGCUAACACCAAGGCUUAUUUUGACAACCUUCAUAACAAGGACAAGGCUACUAAUGUCAUUGAACACCUCCAAGUAGCUUUCCAAGACCAGACUCUUGCCCUUUACCAAUUCACUUCCACUUCGUAUUGA
Molecule: messenger RNA, 258 nt
Organism: Brassica oleracea var. oleracea
Lineage: Eukaryota; Viridiplantae; Streptophyta; Magnoliopsida; Brassicales; Brassicaceae
Exons: 2
Coding region: 1-258 (85 amino acids)
Source: RefSeq, a predicted model, not a curated record